This is a messenger RNA of Gastrolobium bilobum, 1100 nucleotides long. Its product is annotated as phosphomannomutase-like. The transcript has 12 exons. Lineage: Eukaryota; Viridiplantae; Streptophyta; Magnoliopsida; Fabales; Fabaceae. Bases 23 to 949 code for a protein of 308 amino acids. Gene Ontology annotation, cellular component: cytosol. Gene Ontology annotation, biological process: GDP-mannose biosynthetic process; mannose metabolic process; protein N-linked glycosylation. The record is from RefSeq and is a predicted model, not a curated record. Gene Ontology annotation, molecular function: phosphomannomutase activity.
AGCAACUUGAUGAUGGGUGAUUAUGAAUUUGUUCUUCACCAACGUUGUACGGUACGAUGCACAUGUUUCUUCAACUUGUUGGGUCCCACCUCGCAGAUCUCAACCAAUUUAUAUCAACUCCAUUGAAGAUCUGUUUCAAGCUCUGUCUCAUUCUUCCACCUCCACACUCUCCUCCCAGGUUUGGGUGCACAACAAUAAGCUAUUAAUGGCUGCCCGGAAACCUGGUUUAAUUGCUUUAUUUGAUGUUGAUGGGACUCUUACAGCUCCCAGAAAGGUGGCUACUCCUGAGAUGUUGGCAUUCAUGCAAGAUCUACGUAAGGCUGUGACAGUUGGAGUUGUUGGGGGUUCUGACCUUGUAAAGAUAUCUGAGCAACUAGGCAACACAGUUACCAGUGACUAUGACUAUGUAUUUUCUGAGAAUGGUCUUGUGGCUCAAAAGCAAGGAAAUAUCAUUGGAAUUCAGAGCUUGAAGUCAUUCCUUGGGGAAGAAAAGCUCAAGGAAUUUAUUAAUUUUGCACUUCAUUAUAUAGCUGACUUGGAUAUCCCUAUUAAGAGGGGAACAUUUAUAGAGUUCCGUAGUGGGAUGCUGAAUGUGUCACCAAUUGGGCGAAACUGUAGCCAAGAAGAAAGAGAUGAAUUUGAGAAGUAUGACAAGGUUCACAACAUACGAGCAAAAAUGGUGUCUGUGCUUCGUGAGAAGUUUGCUCAUCUUAACUUAACAUUUUCCAUUGGAGGACAGAUAAGCUUUGAUGUUUUCCCUCAAGGUUGGGAUAAAACAUACUGCCUCAGAUACCUUGAAGAUUUCAAUGAAGUCCACUUCUUUGGUGACAAAACUUACAAGGGUGGAAAUGACCAUGAAAUAUAUGAAUCUGAACGUACUGUUGGGCACACAGUUACAAGCCCUGAAGAUACUAUGAAGCAGUGUAAAUCUCUGUUCCUAGAAAGUUAAGAUUUUUGCAGCAACAUGUCAAACAUUGAGAACAACUACCGAGGAAGUCUACUCUAAUAUAUGUUUACAGAGGACCACAGGCUGAAAAUAUAAUCUAUGUUUGCUUUUUAUUGGCACUUCAUAUUUUGGAUUUAAUAAUAAGCUUAUCAUU